UCGGCACGCUUACACGCUACCUGACAUCGUCGCGUUUCCAAUGCAACAUAUCAGAAAAUGUGUUUGCUGAUAACCUCGAAAAAAUACACAAAAUUAACCAAGACAGGUGUGAAGCUCGCGGUCUUUACAAUAGCAAUGUCUCUCAAACAGGUGUGAAAUCUACUCAAAAAUGCAUCUACACUUCGAGCGUAAUGUUAACGCUAAAUGCGAUUGUACUAUACUGUCGUUGUCGUGGAUGGGAAAGGUGCCCGACGAGUUGCCAGAGGAGGAAGGUUGGAAGUUGAACCGCAACAAUUACUACCAAGAGGGUUGGUUGGCGACGGGCAACGUGCGUGGAGUGGUCGGCGUGACUUUUACGUCAUCACACGCGCGGCGGCAACACGAGCUACCGCUGCGUACCAACUACAACCUACGUGGGCAUAGAUCUGAUGUAAUUCUUGUGAAAUGGAACGAACCAUAUCAGAAGUUGGCGUCGUGCGACAGUUCGGGCGUCAUCUUCGUAUGGAUCAAAUACGAAGGCCGAUGGAGCAUCGAGCUCAUAAAUGACAGGAGCACACCUGUCACACACUUCUCCUGGUCUCAUGAUGGAAGAAUGGCCCUUAUUUGUUACCAGGAUGGCUUCGUGUUGGUGGGCUCGGUGGCCGGUCAGCGCUACUGGUCUUCGAUGCUGUCGCUGGACGCGAGGAUCACGUGCGGCUGUUGGACGCCUGACGACGGUCAAGUGUACCUUGGUACUGCCUCCGCGCAGCUCGUCGUUAUGGACGUGCACGGCGCUAUGGUGUCACAGGUGCAACUGGUAGCUGAAGGUGGCAUAACAUCUAUGGCGUGGUCAUGCGAGAAAUUUAAGAUGGAGGAGGGUGAAGAGGGUGGUGAAAGUAGCGGUGGCCACGUGCUGGCCGUCGCGCUGGGCAACGGAGAGAUAGUGCUUUUACAUGGCCAUGACGACGUUAGUCCAGUGCGUGUGACCACUGGCCUCAGGGGCAGCACGCUGGCCAUGGAGUGGGCAAAUUCACGAGAAUUGCUCGCAGUUGCGGGGACCUUGAAUGCGGAGACCAACGAGUCCGCCGAAGCGCCUCCGUUCAACAAUGUGGUCAAGUUCUACUCCGACACCGGGGUGCUAAUAUACACUGUGCCCAUACCAUAUACGCAGGCCCGUGUGAGUGCGCUGACGUGGGGCCACGCGGCGCGUCGUCUGUUCGUGGGCGUGGGCGGCGCGGUGUGCACGGCUCGAGUGUGGCGUGCGGUGGCGCCACUGCAGCUGCUGGCGCGCGUGCGGGCCGCGCAGGCGCUGCGCCACGCGCGCCUCGCCGCCGCGCUGCCCCUCCCGCCGCGUCUGCAGCCCGCGCUCGCCAGCCUCUUCGCACACACCAUACGGUGCAACGUGCCGGAGACGAGCGAGCUGCGGCGAUUCGUGUCGCGUCCGCCGGGCGGGCGGCUGCACUGUACCAUGCUGCGGCACGACGACGAGGAGGCGGGCGCUUACACGCUCUACCUGGAGCACCUCGGCGGCCUCGUACCGCUGCUCAAGGGAAGACGCACCAGCAAGAUACGACCCGAAUUCGUCAUAUUCGACCCACAGGCCGAAGUGUGCGCAGAUGGCGCUGCGUGCGCAGUGAGCAGCAGUAGCAGCAGCAGCAGCGGCGCGGGGCUGGCCGGCGGCUCCCCCGCGCCCCGCUCGCCGCGCCCCGCGCCCCCCGCCACACCCGCGCACCGCCCCCGCCUCCCGCAGCCGCAACACUCCUCCUGCUCCUCCGACAGCGAGAGAGAAGACGGUUGUACAGGAUCUCCCAGACUGCAACGACGCAGGCGCGCCCGGGAGCGGCGCAAGGCGAGGAAGUCCGGUGACAAGGACGACCCGCCCGACGAACUCGCUUACAUCGACUCCUUGCCGGAGGAUGUUCGAUUAGUUGAAGUCACAUCGAAUAUUUGGGGCACCAAAUUUAAAAUGCACGGGCUGGCUAAAAAUGUUCCUGAUAACUUGGGUCAAGUGACUUACAAAACGUCUUUGCUUCAUUUGCAACCGAGACAAAUGACGCUAAUGAUAACCGAACUGAGGGACGACCACCCAGUAGAUCCCGAUCCGAAUUUUAAUCCGAACAUAUUUUCCGAAGACGAGGAAGAAGUGUUUCAGUCAAACGACUCGAGUUCACCUUCGCAUACAAAUAAUAACAUUAGGCGGAAAUUAACCAUCAACGACCGAAUCAAUAAUUCAAAUAAUGUUCUUUCUCAAAAUGAAACUUAUUCCAGUAAUAACAACAAUUCGAAUCCAUCCAUAGCGCGAGCGGAAUCGUACGACGAAUUCCCAUACAUAGAUACGAACGACUCCGUCAACAACGUGUCGGAGAGCGUGUACUCGACGGGCGUGCGGCACGCCGCGCCCGCGCCCGAGCGCAGGGUGAACAGCUCCGCCGGCGUCCCCCACCGGCACGCCAUCUCCCCGCUGCGCUGCGAGAGCUCAGUCCCAACCUUGCAGUCCCCGAAGAAUGCCGUCGCGCCGACAGACAUCAUUUUCGAAAGGCCCUCCCCGCAAACGGUGACCUGCGGAGGUCGCGGUGACUUCUGCGGCGGCAGAACCGAUUACAGUGUCCGCAGUGAUGGCGUAGCCCUAAAAAAUAAUAUACCAAACAUCGAACAACAAUCUUUCAAUUUAAACCUUAGCGUAGAACCCAGUAGGCAGGUUACAAUAAAAAAAUGCGAUAACCACGUUUCGGACAAUUGUCUCUCAAAAUUACGCAAAAACAUUUGUAACCGUGGCGAAUCGGCGUCAUUCGAGGUUAAUACUAGAAUACUGAAAACUUUAUGUAACAAAAAUUUCGAGCACGAGGUGCAUCCGGAUGCUAUGACGCGGCGCUCAGAUAAUAUGAAAAAUAUACAAAAGGGUGAAGAUUUGAAAUUCAUCGACGAGGAAACUCCCAUAGAAACAACGAUAAACAAUUUGAGCGAGAGACCUCGCGAGAUGAGAGUGCAGCGUACUACAACCGUGGUGCCCAUCAGCCCCGUGUGCGCCAGCGUGCCCGUCUACGACACGAUGACGCGCAGCUGCAGCGUGGGCUACCUAGACCUCGUCGACCCGCAAGUGCUGCGCGCUCACAGCCUCACCGCCCUGCGCGGCGAGCAGCCCCGGCGACUGGUCCUGGUGAAUAACAAACGCCACAGGAGAGCGAAGCGACAUUUCCGGACCAACGACAUCAAGCAAAUGGAAAGCAAAACGCCGAGCUUAAAGAAAUGUGGAAAAUCGAGGAGCCUCGAUUCGGGCGAACUCUCUAUAACGGUGGAGAAAUGCAAGCGACAGUCGGCGCCGAUGUGGAACGAGAACAGCCAGGUGUACCAGCUAGACUUCGGUGGCCGCGUCACGCAGGAGUCCGCCAAGAACUUCCAGAUUGAGUACCAUGGGAAACAGGUGAUGCAGUUCGGGCGCAUCGAUGGCAACGCGUACACGCUGGACUUCCAGUAUCCGUUUUCCGCGCUGCAGGCGUUCGCUGUCGCGCUGGCCAACGUCACACAGCGCCUCAAGUAGACUACUCUCUAGCCUUAAUACAGCUUAGAUCUCUUUUCCACUGAGAAGUGAACCGUGCGACUGUUGCGGCAGUGACAAUAUUUAUGCAGUUUUCUACUAUGGAAGGACUAUUCAUCCGCUUUGGAUAAGAUAGACAACAAAUAUGUUUUAAUAGAAAUGUUUUCGCAGUGGAAUUUUAAACCACAAAACAGUCACAGUCAUAGUGGAAAAGUGGUCUUAGUCUUUCUACGCGUAGUAUAGCUAAUAAAAACUUCUCGCUGGCCCAAUUUCUAUUCAAUAGAAAUAAAAAAAAAUAUAAUCAAGCCUAGCACUACAUCGCAUAUAAUUUUGUUGCAUAAACUACACAAGCUGUACUAAUAAUAUAAAUAAUAGUUGGGCCGCAGAAGUUAAUAGUAAAUAGUAAUAAAUAACAGAUGUAACACAUUUCUGGAAUAUGCUUUACAGUCGUAACAAACGACGACCACCCAUCCAAGUAUUUUUACACAAGCCUUAGAUAGGUAGCUUUGUAAGAUAUUCAAUUAAUAGAUCUGAAUAAAUACAUACAAAAUAUAUUAAAUAAACAUCAUUAAACCAUACACAUUGUCAACCUGAUAGAAUAAUGUGUAAAAAUAAGAAAAUUUAGUUUGAAUAAAAAUAAAAUAAUUUCUUAGCCACAAUAAUUAAAGCAAAAACAGCUAACCGAUGUCACGUAAUAUUAAACUGCUAUUUUUUUUAC
This is a messenger RNA of Papilio polytes (common Mormon), 4232 nucleotides long. It is a transcript of the gene Tusp, whose product is annotated as tubby-related protein 4. The transcript is spliced from 13 exons. Lineage: Eukaryota; Metazoa; Arthropoda; Insecta; Lepidoptera; Papilionidae. The coding region runs from base 170 to 3517 and encodes 1115 amino acids. Gene Ontology annotation, molecular function: protein binding. The record is from RefSeq and is a predicted model, not a curated record.